GUGAGGGGGGAGAGACCAGGACACGGAGUUAGUGAGGGGGGAGAGACCAGGACAAGCAGUGCCAGAGGCGGUGUGAUUUAAGGCGGGGCGGGGGUCGGGUCGGGUCACCAUGUUCAGCUGGCUGUCCGGGCCCGACGCCUCUCAGAAGGACGCGAUGGUGUUUGAGACGGUGGCGGACGGGCUGCGCUCCCUGUACAUCAAGAGGCUGCAGCCCCUGGAGGAUUACUACCACUUCCACCAUUUCCAUUCGCCCGCUCUGGAACAGGCUGACUUCGAGAACAAACCUAUGGUGCUGCUUAUUGGGCAGUACUCGACUGGCAAGACCACCUUCAUCAGAUACCUCCUGGAGCAGGAUUUUCCAGGGAUGAGAAUUGGACCUGAACCAACAACAGAUUCCUUCAUUGCUGUGAUGCACGGAGAAGAAGAAGGCAUAAUUCCUGGCAAUGCACUUGUUGUAGAUCCCAAAAAACCAUUCCGAAAACUGAAUUCUUUUGGAAAUGCUUUCCUAAACAGGUUCAUGUGUGCCCAGCUGCCAAAUCAAGUGCUGCAGAGCAUUACUGUUAUUGACACACCAGGUAUCCUCUCUGGGGAAAAGCAACGCAUGAGCAGAGGAUAUGACUUUUGUGAAGUUUUGCGAUGGUUUGCCGAAAGAGUUGAUCGCAUAAUCCUGCUCUUUGAUGCCCACAAAUUGGAUAUAUCUGAUGAGUUUUCAGAGGCUAUCAAGGCACUAAAAGGCCAAGAUGACAAGAUCCGUGUUGUUCUGAACAAGGCAGACCAAGUAGAUACACAGCAACUGAUGAGGGUGUAUGGUGCAUUGAUGUGGUCCCUUGGCAAAGUGAUUGACACUCCUGAGGUCGUCCGCGUCUACAUUGGAUCCUUCUGGUCAAAACCCCUCCAGAUUACCGAAAAUCGAAAGCUCUUUGAAAUGGAAACAGAGGACCUCUUCAAGGAUAUUAAGAGCUUACCUCGAAAUGCUGCACUGCGCAAACUUAAUGACCUCAUCAAAAGAGCCAGGCUUGCCAAGGUUCAUGCCUACAUCAUCAGUCACUUAAAGAAGGAAAUGCCAGCUAUGUUUGGAAAAGAUGCAAAGAAAAAAGAAAUGAUAAGCAGACUUCCAGAGAUAUAUGUGAGCCUCCAGCAGGAGCAUAAUAUCUCUGCCGGUGAUUUCCCCAAUGUACACAAAAUGCAGGGUAUGCUGCAAUCAUAUGACUUCAACAAAUUUCACAGUCUAAGACCCAAGUUGUUGGAGGCGGUGGAUGAAAUGUUGGCCAACCACAUUGCCCAGCUGAUGAACUUGAUACGGCAUGAAGAAGCAAGCAAGCCAGCGCAGGCUGUGAUGGGUGGUGCAUUUGAUGGCAACGUUAAUGGGCCCUUCAAUGAAGGCUACGGUGAAGGAGCUGAAGCAGGAAUAGAUGACAGUGAGUGGAUUGUGGCAAGGGAGAAGUCAAAAUAUGAUGAAAUUUUCUACAUGCUCUCACCAAUUAAUGGCAAAGUUAAUGGGAACAAUGCAAAGAAGGAAAUGCUUAAGUCUAAAUUGCCAAACAUAGUCUUGGGGAAGAUCUGGAAACUGGCUGACAAUGAUCAUGAUGGAAUGUUGGAUGACGAGGAAUUUGCUCUUGCCUGUCAUCUGAUAAGCAUAAAACUUCAAGGCUAUGACCUGCCUCUUGAAUUACCAGAGCACCUCAUACCUCCAUCCCAAAAAAAGAAUUGAGUUUAUUUUGCAAUUUAGGUUAGAGACCAAUUGGUGAUGGGAUGGAAGAAACAGCAGUUAAUUCAAGGGAAUGAUAAAAUGGCCUGCAGGUUCUGCUUCAAAAACGUCUGUUUACUCGAAUUUUAAGCUAAACUAGACAUUUAAGCAUCUUUGUUAAAGCAAUUGCUAAUGUAUUUCAACAGAGCUGUGAAACCUGAUGGUGCACACUGUAGCUACUAAAUCGUACAAUGUCCCCAGAGUGCAAUGUCAGCACUUGGUGCAGCAUAUGUUAAAUUGAUUGAAAGCUUCCCUAGAAUUUUCUUUCUGAUCUGAUAUCUCUUGACUGGUUUCAGCCAUGCAAAGACAUUCCUAUUCUUUGAGUGGUGUAAAACCUUUUUUUUUCCUACUUGUUGCCUCUACUUAUCUGGGUUGCUGGGAAAACUGAACUAGUUUGAUCUGGGUUGGUCCAACCAAACAAGAAACUUUAUGUUUGUGAACGAACUGGUAAUGUGUAUCAGCCCAUUGGGUCAGUGUUUGUCACAGGCUUCAUCUUUUGCAUAGAAUUUCGUGACUGAAUUGUUGACAACCGUGUAUGGUAAAACAUCUUGCUUAAAGAAACUUGGCAUCAUAAGAUGGAAGCUCGAGACAGUUCUCCAGGUUGAACGGUUUAGAUUUGACUUUUGGCUCAUUCAUUCUGCAAGUGUUGUCAAGUCGCAUCAGUACAAUCCAUAGCGUUCAUUCAAUGGCUACAUUUACAAAACCAUUUUAAAGCUUCCUGGAGAAAAAAUUGUGUUGAGUUAAAUUUUGAAAUUGCAUUCUACCUUCAAAUAUUUUAUUAAUUCUAACAAAGGCAAAAACGAUGAAAUAAAUAAUUUAAUGUGUUGUUCUUGGGACAUUGGCAACACCAAGCACCAGCAGUUGCAAGGAGACACAGGUCAAAUCCCAGGAUUUGAACCGUGGAGAAUGAAAUAUUUGAAUUCAAUUGAAUUACUUGAAACAAUAUACAGCUACACCUGAUCUUAAGGAGGCAUGCACAUAGAUGUGAAAGAGUAAUAUAUAUAUCAUGCCUAUUGCCUGAUGUUCUGAAACACCAGCUAAUGCUACCAGAGGAAUGAUAUACGCUGAUAAAUUUAUAUUUUAUCACGCAUUUGCUUUCCAGCAAAAUAAUCUGAUCUUCACAAUUGCAUGUGAAUCAUUAAAAUUUGGAAUAAAUUGUCCUGAAAAAUCCAAAUUAAACUGGAUCUUUAUUGGCUAUGUUCAGU
Messenger RNA from Amblyraja radiata (thorny skate), 2952 nucleotides. RefSeq names its product EH domain-containing protein 3-like. The record is from RefSeq and is a predicted model, not a curated record. Gene Ontology annotation, biological process: endocytosis; endosomal transport. The coding region runs from base 110 to 1711 and encodes 533 amino acids. Gene Ontology annotation, cellular component: plasma membrane; cytoplasm. Lineage: Eukaryota; Metazoa; Chordata; Chondrichthyes; Rajiformes; Rajidae. The transcript has 6 exons. Gene Ontology annotation, molecular function: protein binding; calcium ion binding; GTP binding.